UUAAAGAACAACAACAACAAAAAAUAAAAGGUGCGGCGUGAAGUAGCUGACCUCACUUAACCCUUCUGGGUCACAGUUAUCUGUAAAUUAAGGGGUGUGUGGUGGAGUACACGACCAUCUGGGCCUCAGGUUACUUCUCCAUAAAAUAAGGGGAGGGGGGUUAGAUGACCUCCAAGGCUUCCUCCGGCUGUAUGAUCCUAUGGCACAAACUCUCAGAGAAGCGAUGUCCACAGCAAACCAAGCCUCCUUCAAUAGCGUCUCGCUUUUACUUUGUCAGGACCGACAACAGGUCAAAUAAAACUUCCUACGUGGAGGACUUCCCAGAAAGUGAGAAGCAGGAACCAGCGUCAUAUCCGUCUGCGCAAGCGCGGGAGGCUGCGCAUGAGCAAAACGAAUCUACUGACGUAGAGCAGCGUCUUCCGCACUUCCGUAUUUUGUGGGUCGCGGCUCGGAAAAAUAUUGUCAUUCAAGUAAUCUAUUUGGAGUUGGUUUUAAAUGCAAAUAUGCCAGUUCACCUAGUGAAGGAAGUCAAUGGAGUGCCUGAAGUUCAAUUACCAAGCUACUUAGAAGAAGUGGAUUUCAGAACUCUACAACUUGGUUGUGAUUAUACUAACAAAUUUAUUCAGGGUACGGUUUCACUUAUCUACUCUUUAACUCAACUUGGAGAUGGAACUGCCUUUUUGAAGAUAAUAUUACAAGAGAAAGAGAAAUUUCAUCCAGAAAUCAACACAAUCAAUAUAUUAUUCUUUGGAAAUUUAGCUGAGCAGUGUGCAAAAAUUAUGCACCAAGGGGAUACAAUUGUAGUGACCGGAUUUGUUUUAGAGGAGACUUCCUCUUCAAGUAAACAUGGAAAGAACUGUUUGCAACUGAAAAUGUCUCCAAAUGAAUCUACUGCUUAUGUUUAUGUUAAAUGUGACACAGUUAUUUCUGAGGAACCUAUAUGUUUGAGUGUGACACCCAAGUAUACAUAUACACCCCUGAAUCAACUUAAGCAUGGAUCUAUAGUCAACGUGUAUGGUGCUGUGAAGUUCUUCAAGCCCCCUUAUCGAAGCAGAGGAACUGAUUAUUGCUCAGUUGUAAGUAUUAUGGACCAGUCCAAUGCCAAGUUAACCUGUAUGCUUUUUAGUGUAAAUCUUGAUACACUUCCAGUAAUCUACAAAAUUGGAGACAUUGUUCGUUUUCAUAGACUGAAGAUACAGCAAUAUAAAAAUGAAAUUCAAGGUGUUACUACUGUUGGAUUUUCAUCUCUUACAUUUGAGGGAACUUUGGGAACUCCAGUAAUUCCUCGUACUUCAAGCAAAAUAUAUACCUUCACCACAGAUGACCAGAAAGCAGUAGAAGCAUUGCGUAUUUGGGCAGCUAAUCAUAUUUCCUCCUCUGGGGCAUUAGUAAAAUUGUCUGAUAUAAAGGCAGUGCAGUAUUUUGACUUGACUUGUGAACUUGUAGGGAAAGCAGAAGUAGAUGGAUCUUCAGUUCUUCUAAAGGUGUGGGAUGGUACAAAACCUCCAUUUCCAUCCUGGAAGGUCUUAUUUGAAGAUGGUUCUCUUGAAGGGGACGCAGAUCGUAUUAAUCAAUUGCAGCAUCUGACAGUAGACAUCCUGGUUUAUGAUAACCAUGUUGCAUUGGCCAAAUCUCUAGAGAUUGGAACCUUUCUCAGGAUUUAUAGUUUACACACAAAAAUUCAUCCCAACUCCAAGAAGCAGUCAAAUAUUCCACAUCUAGAAUUUCAUCUUCAUGGAGGUACCUGCUAUGGUCGAGGAAUCAAGGUCUUGCCAGAAAAUAACUGUGAUGUUGAAGAACUGAAAAGGUUUUUAGAUUCUGUGGAUCUAGCUGAGUAUCAGCAGUUGGAGAAUGUCUGUGAUUUGGACUAUAACAUCUCAAACAGUUAUUCCUCCCAAGACUUUGUGUCACCAUGUGAUCUAGAAAGAUGUCAACAGCUAUCUGCCACAGUACUUACAGAUCACCAGUAUUUGGAGACAACUCCAUUGAGUGCUAUUUUGAAACGUGAUGCUCCUCAACAGUAUCGCAUCAGAGCAAAACUAAGGAACUAUGAACCCCAGAAACUUUAUCAGUCCGUUAAACUUCAUUGUCCUAAAUGCCAUUCACUGCAAGAAGUUCCACAUGAAAGUGACCUUGAGUUACUUUUGCAAGAGGCUGCAACAGAGCAGUCAGAUCCCAAACUACAAAAUACAUCACUAUAUGACUCAGAAGUGUGGACUACCCAAAACCAGCAAGAAAGAAAAAUAGUUAUUCAUUUCGUAAAACACGAUGGAAUUCUCCAUGCCCCAGAAGAUACCUUGAUCAUGAUAGAAGGAGGAAUAUUGAGUGAAAUUUAUCAACUCUCAAAAAAGUUUAAAGGUGUUAUUCCUGUGAAAUCCAGCCAAGAAGACCUCAUUGUCCUAGAUCUGGCAGUACCAUUCCUCAUACAAGGAAAAACAUGGCAUUAUGGAUGCAAGCAGUGUUCUAAAUUGAAGACAAUGCAGAAUCUGAAUUCUCUUGUUAAAGAAGCAUCGUGGACACCUGUUUGCAUUGCCCAAGCACUGGGCAUUGUACCACUCCAGUAUGUAUUUGUUAUGACAUUUACUCUUGAUGAUGGAACAGGAACCCUGAAAGUAUACCUAAUGGACUGUGAAAAUUUUUUUCAAAUUCCUGCCUCAGAGAUUCUAAACAGUGAUGACCUUCAGAAAAAUAUGGAAAUGAUCAUGUAUAUGCUUUGUCCGCCAGGAAAAAAAAUUGGAGAAUACCCCUGGUUGGAAUGCUUUAUCAAGUCUUAUAAUGUCAGAAAUGAAGUGGAACAGGAAAUUUGCUAUCGGAUUUUUGAUACUGUGGUUGCAGAAGAUUUAAUCUAAUGUUUAAGUAUAUAUGUAAUAUAAAUGUAUAAUAAUGUAAUAUGCCUCUGAUAUAUAACUAACU
Messenger RNA from Phascolarctos cinereus (koala), 2913 nucleotides. NCBI's taxonomy places the organism in Eukaryota, Metazoa, Chordata, Mammalia, Diprotodontia, Phascolarctidae. The record is from RefSeq and is a predicted model, not a curated record.